Messenger RNA from Neohortaea acidophila, 1747 nucleotides. RefSeq names its product Alpha/Beta hydrolase protein. Bases 291 to 1514 code for a protein of 407 amino acids. Gene Ontology annotation, biological process: epoxide metabolic process. NCBI's taxonomy places the organism in Eukaryota, Fungi, Ascomycota, Dothideomycetes, Mycosphaerellales, Teratosphaeriaceae. Gene Ontology annotation, molecular function: epoxide hydrolase activity. The transcript is spliced from 5 exons. The record is from RefSeq and is a predicted model, not a curated record.
UCUUCAACUUCCAUCUGCCCUGGAUCGAACCCAGCUACCUACCUACCCAAAAUCCGCCAAUGCGGAAGUGUCGGUUCCCCGCGUCUUGCCCUCAAUCCCUCAACCAACAUCGGGGACAGAGUUCAGCCUUAAAAGAAGCAAAAGAGGAGCUGGAAGAGGGGCAAUCGCUAAUGAUCAUCAUCAACCGAAACCUUCGUUAACGAGAGAGCUGUCUGCUGCUUAUAAGAAGGUCUGCUCUGCUUUCUUCCUCCCAUCUCCUCAAAUCAAUCGAGAAAUAUUCCCCGUUCAUCAUGCCUUUUGACAACUUCCCGCGUAGUGCCUCCCUCAAGCCCGAGCCGUUCAAGGCUCAGGUGACGGAUUUGGAGCUGGAGGGGCUCCGCCUGCUGCUCCGCGUUUCCCCCAUUGGCCCCGAGACGUAUGAGAACCGGGUGACGGAUGUCAAGGACUUCACCAGCUGGGGCAUCACGCGCAAGUGGCUGGAAGAGGCAAAGGAGACGUGGAUCAACAACUACGACUGGCGCAAGACGGAGCAGCGGAUCAACUCCUUCAACAACUACACCGUCGAGAUUGACCACGAAGGCUUCAAGCACAAGAUUCAUUUCAUCGCCCUGCUGAGCCAAAAGCAGGACGCCGCGCCCUUGCUCCUCUCCCACGGCUGGCCCGGCAGUUUCCUCGAGUUCCUCGGCGCGCUCGACGAGUUCCGCACCAAGUACUCCGAGAAGGACUUGCCCUUCAACAUCAUCGUUCCCAGCCUGCCGGGCUAUGGCUACUCCAACGGCCCUCCGCUCGACAAAGACUUCAAGGUUGAAGACGCCUCGGCUGUCUUGGACAAGCUCAUGAUCGGUCUGGGCUUUGGCGAUGGUUAUAUCGCACAAGGUGGCGACAUCGGAUCCUUCAUCUCGCGCGUGCUCGGCACCACGAGCACUGCUUGUAAAGCUGUGCACUUGAAUUUGGCCAUCGGCAUCUUCCCCGAGAGCGACGAGGAGCUCAAGAGCCUCAAGGAGCACGAGCAGAAGGGCAUCGCCCGAACAAACGAUUUCGCCACGAUGGGCAAUGCUUAUGCUCGUGAGCAUGGCACACGGCCCGCGACCAUUGGCCUGGUGUUGUCCUCCAGCCCCAUCGGGUUGCUCGCCUGGAUUGGCGAAAAGUUCCAGCAAUGGACGCACGAGAAUCCGUCGAUGCAAGAGAUGCUCGACGGUGCCAGUCUGUACUGGUUCACCAAAUCCUUUCCCCGAGCCAUCUAUGGCUAUCGACAAUUCUUCGGCGCCGUGCCGCAGUUCUUCCACAACGAUCCGCAGUACUACUGUAAGAAGCCGUUGGGCUAUUCGUGGCAUCCCUGGGAGCUUGCUCCCAUUCCUGUUCCAUUGGUGGCGAAGACUGGCAACUUAGUGUGGCAUCGCGAGCACUCCGAGGGCGGGCAUUUCUCUGCUUGGGAGAAGCCCAAGUUGUUCGUCAAGGACAUGGAGGAUUUUGCCAAAGAAGUCUGGCAGAGCGCGAAGGGGGCGAAGAUCUAGUUGACGCUGCUGCGUUGUUCAGUGCCCAUGCAGCAUGAGGCUUCAUCUUGCUCUCGAUUUGCUUCAAGAUCUCAGUGCAAGUGAUAAAGUUUGGUGUGAAAUCAAAUACAUUACGUCCGCUCCUCGGGUAUGCACGAGAAGAUCGACGCGCCCAGACUCGCACGGCACAGCACAGCCUUACGUCACUUGACGAAGCCUCCGUCAACCCGGAACAUUUUGCUAUUCCCUACCAG